AGCGCAUGCGCAAUUGUUCAUUUUCUGGACUUAGUCUUCAACGCAGUGCCGAGUGCCGUUGUGCUGUUGAGCCUUUGUCGCCAUAGUUGAAGUGAUCUUGGGGCCGAUGAUGUUAGAGAUGAAUUCGCUUGAAGGCAGCUCGGCGGCGGGGCUAAAGUCACCAAGCGGAAGCCACGGGGAUUGCGGCAGCGUCUCUCAUGGCUUGACAAAUGGUGUGAAUGGGGUAGUGGUCAACAGCAGCAGCAGCAGCAGUAGUCACCACAAGUCAUCUUCUGACAAGCAUAACCACAGUAGUAGUAGCAGCAGCAAGCACCAUAAAAGCAGCAAAGAACAUAGAGAUGACCAUCACAAGCACAAAGACAAGCACAAGGAUAAGCACAAGGAUAAGGACAGGGAAAAGGACAGAGAAAAGGAAAGGGAAAAGGAAAAAUCUGGGGCCAGUGGCAGUGCCUCUGCAAAGCACAAAGAGAGCCAUCAUUUGUCGUCAUCCUCCAAAGGACAUUCCAGCGGCAAAGAACACAAGUCAUCCUCCUCUUCAUCCAAACCCAAAGAUGGUCUUUCUUCAUCAUCGUCUGUUCAUAAGAGUACAGAGGUCAAGAAGGAGUCCUCUGCUAGCAAGGAAAGUAAAGCAUCGUCAGAGUCCAAGCACAAGGAAAGUAGCAGCAAAGACAAGGAUAGGCAUAAGGACAAGCAUAAAGAACAUAAGGACAAGGACAAGCACAGGGACAAAGAGCGUGAAAAGCAUAAGAGCUCAACGGAGAAGCAUCGGGACAGCACAUCUCCAGUGAAGAUCAAGCAGGAAGUGGUCAUCCCAAAAAAGCCUAGUGCAGAAAGCAUGUCCCCACCUCCCGUAAAGGUGAAGACAGAAGUGUCAUCGCCACCCCACCCUCCUGCUCCACGGAUGACCCUUGAGACCGAGACUGUGGACAUCAGUGAGAUCAAGGGCGAGGUGCUCAGCGAUGAUGAUAUGCCGCUGUCUGCACGUAAGCCACAGCAAAGGCUCUCUGAUACGUCGCCUGUCAAAGUCAAGCGUGCUUUGGAGUCUGAUUCUGAAGAAGACGAACCCCUCUCUAUCAGGUCACAGAAAGCUGCAAAGAAGAGCAAGUCGGAGGAAAAGACAAAGAAGAAGCGGAAAGCUGAAGACAGCGAUUAUGAAGACGAUAUAAAGCUUGCCAAGAAAGCUGCAGCUCCUAAGCCUAAGAAGGUGAAAACUGAAGUUAAAGCUGAGCCAAGAACAGAGGAGGGCAGCCCUAAGAAAAAAGGCAAAGCCAAGAAGGAAGAAGAAGUGGAAGUAUGGAAAUGGUGGGAAGAGGAGAAGCAGAAUGAUGGAAAGAAAUGGCACACUCUAGAACACAGGGGCCCAGUGUUUGCACCACCAUAUGAGCCUCUGCCAGACAAUGUGCGCUUCUACUAUGAUGGUGUACCAGUCAAGCUAAGCUCAGAGGCUGAGGAAGUAGCUGGCUUUUAUGGUAGAAUGCUUGACCAUGAGUACACAUCCAAGGAUGCUUUCAACAAGAAUUUCUUCCAUGACUGGCGGAAGUGCAUGACUUCUAAGGAGGCGGAGCUCAUCAAAGACCUCAAGAAGUGCAAUUUCAAGGAAAUUGAUGCUUACUAUAAGCAGAAGUCAGAAGAACGCAAGGCUAUGACCAAGGAGGAGAAACAGGCAAUCAAACAGCAGAAUGAAAAAUUGGUGGAAGAGUAUGGGUUCUGCAUCAUUGACGGUCACAAGCAGAAGAUUGGCAACUUCAAAAUUGAACCGCCCGGUUUGUUUCGUGGUCGUGGAGAGCAUCCAAAAAUGGGCAUGCUUAAACGUCGCAUCAUGCCGGAAGAUGUGAUCAUUAACAUUGGAAAGGAGGCGAACGUUCCGGACCCACCACCAGGGCAUAAGUGGAAGGAAGUGCGGCACGACAACAAUGUGUCAUGGCUGUCGUCAUGGACUGAGAAUAUUCUAGGGCAAACUAAGUACAUUAUGCUGAACCCUAGCUCCAAGCUGAAGGGGGAAAAGGACAUGCAGAAGUAUGAAAUGGCCCGCAAGCUGAAAUCUUGUGUGGACAAAAUUAGGCAAAAUUACAUGAGUGACUGGAAGUCCAAAGAGAUGCGCAUCCGGCAGCGUUCUGUUGCACUCUACUUCAUUGAUAAGCUUGCUUUGAGAGCUGGCAAUGAAAAGGAAGAAGGCGAGACUGCUGACACUGUGGGUUGUUGCUCCUUGCGUGUUGAGCACAUCACACUGCAUGAUGAGAAAGAUGGCAAGGAGUUUGUGGUGGAGUUUGACUUCCUUGGAAAGGACUCAAUUCGAUAUGUGAAUGCAGUUCCCGUGGAAAAGAGAGUUUUCAAAAAUUUAAAGCUCUUCAUGGAGAACAAAAAGCCUCAAGAUGACCUUUUUGAUCGGCUCAAUACAAGUAUUCUCAACAAGCAUCUCAAUGAGCUUAUGGAAGGCUUGACUGCCAAAGUCUUCCGUACCUACAACGCUUCUAAGACACUGCAGGAACAGUUGGAGCUCCUAACGGAAGCUGACAUGUCUCUGCCUGAAAAGAUGCUGGCUUAUAAUCGAGCAAACAGGGCUGUAGCCAUCCUCUGCAACCAUCAGCGAGCUGUUCCCAAGACAUUUGGGAAACAAAUGGAAAACCUCCAAAAGAAGAUGGAGGAAAAGGAAGAACAGAUCCGACAAUGCAAAAUGGAAGUCAAGCAGCUCAAAUCUGACUACCAUAACUCCCGGUCAGAGAAGGACAAACAGCUGUUGGAACGCAAAAAGAAGCGCAUGCAGCAGCUGGAAGACCAAAUGAAGAAGCUAGAGGUGCAAGCUAUGGAUAAAGAAGAGAACAAGCAGAUUGCCCUGGGCACCUCCAAGCUCAACUAUCUUGACCCGAGGAUCAGUGUUGCCUGGUGCAAGAAGUGGAAUGUCCCUAUUGACAAGAUCUACAACAAGACCCAGCGGGACAAGUUCCGUUGGGCCAUAGAAAUGGCAGGUCCCGAUUACAAGUUUUGAGCAGAGGCCUGCCUAGUAGCUGCUACCAAGUUGACCCCAUUGGGACUGAAGUGAUGAGUUGCUCCUCCCCUUCUGCCCUCCUAGCCCCACGUGCUGGCCAAGCCAGCCUUUGGGCUUCCCCACAGUUCCCAUAACUGAAGCACCAUCAGGGGGAAGGGUAGAGGGGGCAGAGCCCUUUUCCCCACCAGAAACCCCUCCACUGUUCCCGCCAGCCAUCUUCUCACUUUCCCAUAGCUGUGGAAAGGGAAACUGCACCAUAGCCAGAUUCUCUCAUUUCAGGUCUGUCUGUUUGCUCAACCUGAUGCUGUUUGCUUUGACCUCGCUUUUUUUAUUUUUUCUUCCUUUUUCUUUCUUUCCUUUUUUCACCACCAGCUACAUGUGAACAUCGCUUUUUUCUUCUUCCUCUUGCUUGUUGUGUCAGUGUUAUCAGGGGAUUUGAGUGGACUGAAGAAGUGUAUUUGCUGGGAGCACUGCUGUUUUAUGUUUUGCUUUUAAGCUAAGAAAAACUUUUAUUUAUGGUUGCACACCUUUGAGUGCAUCUGCAUGUAUACAUAAAUGCAAUUGUGACUUCCUCCUUUGUUGUCUGUUGCUGUGACCGGGGGCUAACAAAACUUUUUUUUUUUUUUUGAAAGAGGGGUAAGGAUCAUGUCCAAAGUAUACAUUGUCAGUGUUAUGUUGUGUGUUUUGUGUGUGUGCGUGUGUGAGCUUCUCGGAUAUUUUUCUCAUCUGGCCUCGUUUAGGCAGCCCCUCAGUGAAUGCCAUCGCAGAUUCUUCCCUGGUGAUGCAUAAAUGAGCUUUUAUGGUAAUAAAGCAUGCUUUCCGCAUGAAUCUUAACAUAAUUGACCACUGUAAACAGUUAUGACCAAGACAGCUUUGUAAGAAACUGGCAUGGCACUUUUGUGUGUGCUUCAAAUUAUGAUGUUGAAUAUAGGGAGCAAAGUGGAGUAUCUAAGCAUAGUGAUGUAGUUAAAGAUGCAGCCUGCAUUGUAUGAUGAUCGCAAAACAGAAGUAAUGUACCUUGAUCCACGUGGCAUCUGCAGAAUAUGAAUUAGAGUAAAUGAGUUUUCAUUGUACUAUUUUAUGUUCGUUCUAGCAAUAUGGGUGCACUAGAUUUUAGGUACCAGUGUCAUCACUAUCGGGAAGUGAAACUUCUAUGCCGAA
This is a messenger RNA of Dermacentor silvarum, 4147 nucleotides long. RefSeq names its product DNA topoisomerase I, mitochondrial-like. The transcript is spliced from 18 exons. Lineage: Eukaryota; Metazoa; Arthropoda; Arachnida; Ixodida; Ixodidae. The coding region runs from base 107 to 2986 and encodes 959 amino acids. Gene Ontology annotation, molecular function: DNA topoisomerase type I (single strand cut, ATP-independent) activity; DNA binding. Gene Ontology annotation, biological process: DNA topological change; DNA replication; chromosome segregation. Gene Ontology annotation, cellular component: chromosome; nucleolus. The record is from RefSeq and is a predicted model, not a curated record.